UGGAUGCUAACAUACCUUUCUUAGUUAAGACUGAUUAGAAAUGAUUUUUUUAAAUAUUUGUUUUUAAAUAUCAAAUUCAUAAAGACAUAUAAUUUCAUGUAAAUAUAUUUAAUAUUUUAUAUGUUUGAUAUAGUAACAUAUGUUUUUUAUUUUUAUGUAAAGGAUUUUACUCAUCGAGAUUUCUUUUUUUAAUUUUACUAAAAGUUACUUAUAUGUUUAUCAGUAACUUUUUCAUUGUUGUAAUAUGUUUCAACAGCGCAGAAAUAUUUGAAAUAUAUAUUUAAAAAUAGAAUUUGGUUUAAUUAUUUAUGGUUGCGAUGUAAAGUUUUUAUAAUGAAUUGAACGUAUUUACAUAUAACGCUGUGCACACCUUAACCUCAAAAAAGAGUUUAAAUGUUUUUCGACGAAAAAGUAUUUUUUUUUAAAAGAGGUAUUUUUAUCUUAAGAUGGCAUAUCGUUUGAGCAAUAAAGAAAAAUUUAAGUCAUUUUUAAAAGUGACCAGUACCGCUACUGUUUUCUAUGCCGGGGUCUGCAUUUAUCAGGGUGAUGAAAACAUUUACAACAAAUUUGUCAUGCCAUUCGUACAAUUAAUAGAUCCCGAAUUUACACACAAUUUCGCAGUGAAAAUUUUAAAAUGGGGUCUUUUAUCUAAACCAAAUGUAAAUGAUCCAACUUCUCUUGCCAUUGAUGUUUGGGAUUUAAAAUUUAAAAAUCCAGUAGGGAUGGCAGCUGGUUUUGACAAACAGGGUGAAGCAAUAGAAGGCUUGCACAAAAUAGGAUUUAGUUUUGUAGAAAUAGGAUCGGUUACACCAAAACCUCAAGAAGGCAACUCCAAACCUAGAUUAUUUAGAUUAUUAGAAGACAAUGCAGUUAUUAAUAGAUAUGGUUUCAAUAGCGAAGGUUAUGAUGCAGUGUGGAAAUAUUUACAAAAAUUAAAAAAAAAUCAGAACUUUAAUGGUAUCGUUGGAGUUAAUUUGGGUAAAAAUAAAACAUCAGAAGAUGCAGUUCAAGAUUAUAUAGAUGGUAUUAAGAAAUUCUCAGACGUAGCAGAUUACUUUGUAAUUAAUGUAUCUAGUCCUAAUACUCCUGGAUUAAGAACAUUACAAAGAAAACAAGAUUUAGAAGAUUUGUUAAUAAAAAUUAACGAAAUCAGACGAUCUAUACAAAGCAAUCAACCUUUACUAUUGAAGCUCGCUCCAGAUUUGUCCGAUUCCGAAAAGCAGGACAUUGCAAAUGUAAUACUUGAAGAGAAGUCAAAAGUAGAUGGUCUAAUAUUGUGCAAUACUACAAUAACGCGUAAUAAUUUAUCGAGUCCUCUUAAAAACGAAACCGGAGGCCUCAGUGGUGCACCUCUUACCGAUAUGUCAACCGCAAUGAUAUCUGAUAUGUAUAAACGAACGCGAGGUACUAUUCCAAUUAUCGGAGUUGGUGGUAUAUUUAGUGGAGCAGAUGCUUAUAACAAAAUUAAAGCUGGUGCUUCAUUGGUACAAAUUUAUACAUCAUUUAUAUUUAUGGGGCCACCAGUCAUAGGAAAAAUUAAACGAGAAUUAAAUGAUAUGCUGAAACAAGAUGGCCUGAAAUCUAUUAAAGAUGCGAUUGGGAAAGAUGUCAAUAUUAGUAAAUAGUUAUAUACAUAAUAAUUAUUUGCUAAAAUUAUCUAUAUUAUUGAAUUAUAUUAUGUUAAAAUUAUUUUAACAUAAACGACUUCGUUUUUUUUUCGUUUAAUUGCUAUAAUUAAUUUCUGUUUUGAAAAUAUGUAUAUUCUACAUGUAUAUUCUAAGUAUUCUAUAUAAGUAAUAAAACAAUAUUUGUGAUACGCAACAA
Apis cerana (Asiatic honeybee) is the source of this 1824-nucleotide messenger RNA. It is a transcript of the gene Dhod, whose product is annotated as dihydroorotate dehydrogenase 2. Gene Ontology annotation, biological process: pyrimidine ribonucleotide biosynthetic process; 'de novo' pyrimidine nucleobase biosynthetic process. Gene Ontology annotation, cellular component: mitochondrial inner membrane; cytoplasm. NCBI's taxonomy places the organism in Eukaryota, Metazoa, Arthropoda, Insecta, Hymenoptera, Apidae. Gene Ontology annotation, molecular function: dihydroorotate dehydrogenase activity. The record is from RefSeq and is a predicted model, not a curated record.